GCCACCUUGUGGUGAAAUAAUAGACCCCGGAUCCCGGAAGUGAAUGGUCUUUGUGUGUUUGCUACAUUUGCCUGUAUCUUGCACUAUUAGUUAUGUUUUAUGUUAUCACUUUUGUACGUCGUGCAGUUAAUAUGGGACCACUGUCAAACGGCAUGGUGCUGAGAAAUAGAAAGAAAAGAGUUGAAAACGCUCCAGGAUCUCAGGUUUGAUCUCAAGUGAGUGCAGUUUAUCACACCAUGUUGGUGACAGCAUAUCUUGCCAUCAUUUUCCUGCUUGCCCUGUGUGUUGGCCUCGAGCUCACAGCGCGCCGCCUCACCCCACCACAGUCUACUCCUACUGCUGUAGCCAACCCAGUUUUCCGUCGCUUCCAGAGUAUAUUCCUUCGAGCAUACCUUUUGGCUUUGUGGGCAGACUGGCUCCAGGGUCCUUACCUCUACAAACUGUACCGCCACUACAGCUUCCUGGAAUCCCAAAUAGCCAUCAUAUAUGUGUGCGGCCUGGCCUCCUGUGUUCUGUUUGCUCCUUUUUCAGGCUGGCUCCCUCAAGCCUUGGGCCGCAGACGAACAUGUCUUCUCUUCUGCCUAUCCUACUCCGCUUGUUGUCUCACCAAGCUGUCCAGAGACUACUUUGUUUUGAUUGUGGGCCGUGUCCUGGGUGGUCUGUCCACAUCCCUGCUCACCACCGCAUUUGAAGCCUGGUACGUGCACCGUCAUGUAGAUGUCCACGACUUUCCCAAGGAGUGGAUCCCUGGCACCUUCACCAAAGCUGCUACCUGGAACCAUGGGCUCGCUGUGGGAGCAGGGCUGGUGGCUAACAUGCUGGCUGAGUGGCUCCACUUGGGGCCGGUAGCUCCCUUUCUCCUGGCUGUCCCCUGCUUGGUGUGCUGUGGCUGGGUGGUGUUAACAGACUGGGGCAAGGAAGAGGCCGAAGAAGGUCCUGAAGGGGACAAGCAAACACUGCUUCUUGGCACUCCAAAUGGAGGCGUGACCCGCUUGUCUGCGAGGGCCCGGUUCUCACGCAGCUGUCAUGAUGGGCUGCGCUGCUUGCUGUCAGACAGGAGAGUCAUGCUCUUGGGUGGAGUGCAGGCUCUGUUUGAAAGUGUCCUCUACAUUUUUGUUUUCCUGUGGACCCCAGUACUAGAUCCUCAUGGGCCUCCUUUGGGAAUAGUGUUCUCUUGCCUGAUGGCUGCCAGCAUGGUCGGAUCCUUGCUGUACCGCCUAGCCACCUCCACGCGCUACUGUCUACAGCCUGGCCAUGUUCUCUGCCUGGCUGUGUUGAUGGCCUUCUUCUCCUUCUUCAUGCUGACCUUCUCCACUGCCCCAGGCCAGCCUAGACCUCAUGAAUCCUUUCUAGCCUUCCUGCUGCUGGAGCUGGCCUGUGGCCUCUACUUCCCUGCAGUCAGCUUUCUCCAGGGCAGGGUGAUCCCAGAGGAGAAGCGGACUGGUGUACUGGCCUGGUUCCGGCUGCCUCUGCACCUGCUGGCCUGCCUAGGGCUGCUGGCGCUCCAUGGGGAGAUAUCAGGAACAGGUGGAGGGGAGGGUGGCAGCGGCACCAGACACAUGUUUGGAGGCUGUGCAGUCAUGAUGCUGGCAGCUUUGAUGGCUGUAGUCAGUCUGUUCACCCUGGGCAGGAAUGACACAGACCUGAGACUGGAGGGAACCAGAGGGGAGGGCGAAAUGUACUGAGGAGAUAGACCACAUAUCCAUAUGUGCUUGACUGGUUUCAAAUGUAUUGUGCCAGUUUUGUGUGUCUGAAAGUAGAAACCUCAUGUGUUCCACUGGAGUAAUAAUGUCAAAAUUUUGCCAAAUGUGUCAGUGAAAGAAAUCAAAGGGGGUGUUUUGGUAGAUUAAAAUUCAAUUGAAUAUCCAUUUUUAUAUGUUUGCCUUGUUACUUCUCUGUUGUUUUUUUUGGGAGAGACUUUUACUAGUCCUGUCUGUGUAGGAAUGCUUUGGGAACAUGGCCAUAUCUACCUUCAUUUGUCAAAUAAAUUGCUGGAAGCUUUGUCAGCCAUGUCCAAAACUCCUGUAUCAUUCCAUUGACUAUUCCAGAUAACAUGUUAUUGCCUCAUUGUGUCCACUUAUAGGGAGGUGGGGUGAUGUGUUUGACAGGAUAUAAUUCAUUUCACCCAUCAGUAUCCCCAUGAGGAUCAGUAAUGUAGUAGUUCCAUCAUAUGUUUAAAAGCAGACAUGAAAAGAUGUGAGUUUACAGAGAGCUCAAAGAAUAUCCAAAGAAAUAAGAUCAUGACUAACAUGUAAACCAGUAUCUGAAUGUCAAUUCUUACAAUACUUCUUCCACAGUACUUUGAUUUCUGUAUGUUGUUUCUUCCAGCAUCUGUGUGUUUUUAUUUAAAAGAGCAAUCCACAGUAGGUCAGUUUUACUUUGAAUGCUUUUUCUGCACCGUCUACAGGAUAUUUUCUCUGUAUUGUCUUAACAUUUCUCUGUUCUUUACACUUUUAAAUAAAAGUGUACAUAUUGUACAUAAUUUA
Siniperca chuatsi (mandarin fish) is the source of this 2486-nucleotide messenger RNA. It is a transcript of the gene slc61a1, whose product is annotated as major facilitator superfamily domain containing 5. The transcript has 2 exons. Bases 237 to 1685 code for a protein of 482 amino acids. Gene Ontology annotation, molecular function: molybdate ion transmembrane transporter activity. Gene Ontology annotation, cellular component: membrane. Lineage: Eukaryota; Metazoa; Chordata; Actinopteri; Centrarchiformes; Sinipercidae. The record is from RefSeq and is a predicted model, not a curated record. Gene Ontology annotation, biological process: molybdate ion transport.